Trichomonas vaginalis G3 is the source of this 141-nucleotide messenger RNA. Its product is annotated as pseudouridine 5'-phosphatase protein. The transcript has a single exon. The record is from RefSeq and is a predicted model, not a curated record. The coding region runs from base 1 to 141 and encodes 46 amino acids. Lineage: Eukaryota; Parabasalia; Trichomonadida; Trichomonadidae.
AUGGAAGUUGUUAUGGUUCCAGAUCCAGAAUUACCAAUGUCUUCUUCGAUCGAAGAAGUUGAUGCACAUCCAACAGUUAUUAUCAAGUCAUUGAACGAUUUCAACUUCGAUGUAUUCGAAUGGGGUCAAAAUAAUUUAUAA